AUGGAUGAUUGUAAUAAUGAUAUACAGGAAAGCAUAGAUGAAGAUCAAAUUGUAAAUGAAUUGUAUAAUGAAUUUCAAAAUGAUUCUACAUUUUUAAUUGAUGAUGUAUAUACUGUAGAUAAUGGAGAAGAUGAGGUUCCCAAGUUAACAGAAAUUUUUAAUUUUGAGUUAGUUGAGAAAUCAUUAAAAGAUGGAAUAUAA
Molecule: messenger RNA, 201 nt
Organism: Entrophospora sp. SA101
Lineage: Eukaryota; Fungi; Glomeromycota; Glomeromycetes; Entrophosporales; Entrophosporaceae
Source: the annotation of a GenBank genome assembly